AUGCUCACCAAUAACGACUCGAUUAUCGUUGCCACGGAACAGACGCUGCCGGAUCCCGACUUAUCCCCAACCAAUGUCUCUUCUUGGUCCCACUGCUCUGUGCAGAUCUCCAGUUACCAGUUUGUGCUGAUACCUGUACUCUACAGUAUCCUCUUCAUCUUUGGACUGGUAGGGAACAGCCUGGUGAUUUCAGUGCUGUGUCGACCAAAAAAUCUAAAGACUGUGGCCAACGUUUACAUUGUCAACUUAGCCAUUGCAGACUUAUUGGCCCUGGUCACAGUGCCAUUUUGGGCCACUUAUUAUGCUUAUGGAUAUAAUUGGCUCUUUGGCUCAGUCAUGUGCAAACUCUCCAGCUCGGUCUUGGGCCUGACCAUGUUUGCAAGCAUCUUUUUCAUCACAUGCAUGAGCGUGGACCGCUACCAGGCAAUUGUCUACCCGCUUCAGUCUCAGCGAAGGACGCUGCAGCGGGCUUCUGUUACCGCCCUGCUUGUUUGGGGUCUGGCUGCCUUGACCUCCCUGCCCACCUUCUAUUUCCGAGAUACCCAACGUGUUAAACAUUUGGACGUGACUGCCUGUGUCAUGGCCUUCCCAAAUGAGGAAUACUCUGAAUGGUCAGCAGGGGCAGCCUUAAUGAAAAACACUCUCGGCUUCCUGAUACCUAUGGCCAUCAUAGCCACAUGCUACAUCCGGAUAAGGGUGCGCUUGAUGAAAGCUCGAGGUUUGGGGAAGAACAAGCAGAAAAGGGACCGUGUGUUGAAAGUAGUAGCCGCUGUGGUUGUGGCCUUCUUGAUUUGCUGGCUCCCGUUCCAUGUUUUGACCUUUCUGGAUGCCCUGACCUGGAUGCACGUGAUCAAUGAAUGCUGGAUUGUUUCUGCCAUUGACACGGCCCUGCCGUUUGGGAUCUCCAUGGGAUUUGCUAACAGCUGCAUGAAUCCUCUCUUGUACUAUUUAAUUGGCAACCAGUUCCAGGAUAAACUCCAACAUUUGUUUAAGCUAAGGCUUUAUCAGUUCAACAGUAACAGGCAAGGUUUCCUCUCAAGCAAAAGUAGCUCGGUUAAAGACACCGACCCCCUGAAGGAUGCCAAACACGGAGAAGGAGACUCUGGAAGGCCCCAAACCCACCCACUGUGGGUUUCCUGAGUAGCAUCUGGAAGUUAUUACAAGAGGACUUUCCCCCCUUCUCACUUUUUGUUCUUUCUUGGAUUCUUUCUUGUCCGUUUUCGAGGACAAACUGUCCAAUGAAGAUUUCUUGGUUUUGGU
Euleptes europaea (tarantolino) is the source of this 1260-nucleotide messenger RNA. It is a transcript of the gene AGTR2, whose product is annotated as angiotensin II receptor type 2. Gene Ontology annotation, biological process: immune response; regulation of apoptotic process; inflammatory response. Gene Ontology annotation, molecular function: angiotensin type II receptor activity. Bases 1 to 1140 code for a protein of 379 amino acids. Gene Ontology annotation, cellular component: membrane. NCBI's taxonomy places the organism in Eukaryota, Metazoa, Chordata, Lepidosauria, Squamata, Sphaerodactylidae. The record is from RefSeq and is a predicted model, not a curated record. The transcript has a single exon.